Pyricularia oryzae 70-15 is the source of this 1296-nucleotide messenger RNA. RefSeq names its product ribosomal RNA-processing protein 1. The coding region runs from base 97 to 951 and encodes 284 amino acids. The record is from RefSeq and is a predicted model, not a curated record. The transcript is spliced from 2 exons. Gene Ontology annotation, biological process: rRNA processing. Lineage: Eukaryota; Fungi; Ascomycota; Sordariomycetes; Magnaporthales; Pyriculariaceae. Gene Ontology annotation, cellular component: preribosome, large subunit precursor; preribosome, small subunit precursor; nucleus.
AGGAGCAUUAGCGAAUUUGGCCGUCCGCGACAAACCUUCGAACCAUCACCAAACCCAGGUACCCAAGGACUGCACGAGCAGUACUUAAUACUUAAAAUGGCGUCUUCAGAUCAGAACAUGCCCUUUAUUAGGAAUCUUGCAUCCAGUGAUCGCAAGUUACGCACACAAGCACUCACAUCACUCCAAAACUUCCUCUCGUCAAGAAGGUCAACAAAUGCACUGGGACCCGUCGAGAUCCUGAAGCUGUGGAAAGGUCUCUAUUAUGCAUUAUGGAUGUGCGACCGUGCCAUCCCGCAACAAAACCUCUGCAACGACCUCGCCGGCCUCAUGCACCAGCUGCCCCGCGAAUCCGUCAUCCCCUGGCUGCGCGGCUUCUGGGCUACCAUGGCGCGCGAGUGGGCCAGCAUCGACGUCCUGCGGAUGGAAAAGUUUUUGCUGCUGGUCAGGCGAGUCCUGGGCGCUAGCUUCGCAUGGAUGAAGCGCGAGCAGGAGGGCGACAAUGCCGGGAAGAAGAGGAAGAAGACGGCUUCCGCAGAGGGCAGGUGGCACCAGGACCGGGUCGACGACGUACUGGCGCUGCUCCAGGAGUGGCCGUUCUCCACCGCCGAGGAGAUCGAGGCGAGAGAGGCGUUGGUUGCAAAGGGAGAGCACAGGGAUCUGGUGCCGCCGACGGUCGCAGCCGGUCUGAGGAUACAUGCAUUGGAUAUAUGGGUGGACGAGGCCGAGAAGGUCGGGCUGGUGGACGCAGAUGACGACGAGGAAGCCCCCAAGAUACUAGAGCGGAUAAAUGCGCUGGUGGAGGCGCUUCACAAGGAGACCGAGACGACGUCGGUCAAGGUCCGCGCAAACGAGGCAUUGAAGGACGAAAGGCUACCGUGGAACAAGGGCAUGGUUGAUGCCGACGCUGAUGAUCAGGAUGGCGGUGGCAGUUGGGACGGUUUCGACGAUUAAACACAUAUUUGUUUUGACAAAUUGUUUCUAGUUCUGGGCAUCAGUCUAGUCAGUUCCGGGUUUUGUUGUAUCUAUACGUGGUAGAUCUAGACCAGGCUAGACUGAGCCAGAGAAGAAACAUUGAGAUUUUGAUACCCCGCCCGAAGCGUGGACGAUUUGUUGGCAACAGAACUGCUGUACUGGCUCUAUUCUGGACUAGAACUAGUCUAGACUAGAUGCCUACUACUAGUCUGGUAGGUCGGCAGGUAGGUACCUACCUAAGGGAGUGAGUUCUGUACUAUUUCUAGCAUCAGCAGCAGCCAACCAGUAUUCAAAUGACACUCGCUGAAUAAAUGCCAUCGACGA